Messenger RNA from Emericellopsis atlantica, 2259 nucleotides. RefSeq lists its product as uncharacterized. The transcript is spliced from 2 exons. Gene Ontology annotation, biological process: regulation of DNA-templated transcription. The coding region runs from base 1 to 2259 and encodes 752 amino acids. Lineage: Eukaryota; Fungi; Ascomycota; Sordariomycetes; Hypocreales; Bionectriaceae. Gene Ontology annotation, molecular function: DNA-binding transcription factor activity, RNA polymerase II-specific; zinc ion binding. The record is from RefSeq and is a predicted model, not a curated record.
AUGUCUGGCUCCCCACAAUCGCCAGAGUCCUCGGCGCUGCAGCAACAACCCUCCAAGCACGAGGCGAUCAACCACGAGGACGUGCACGAGGCGUUUCACACCGAGACCGAUCACGCCAAUGUUCACGCAUACGCCAGCAAUGGGCUCGAAAUCCUACAGGCGGCGAGCGACGCCGCGCAAGGGCUCACGGGGCAUUCAGAACUGCAAGCAGCAGUCGCUGAUCCCAGCGUAGAACCUACGAUCGAGCAUCAUGGCCUCUCCGACGCGUCUGCCGUUGCCGCCCUGGCGCAAGCGCACAUGGCCCAGCCUCAGACGCAGCAUCCGCAGCACGGGCUAGACAUUACGCCCACCUCACAUCAACUGUCCGAGUCACGCGAUCCGACUGUGAACCCAAAGCUCACGCGACUGCGACGCGCGUGCGAUAUGUGCAGCAUGCGCAAGGUCAAAUGCGACGACGCGGGCAUCCCCUGCAAACCAUGUCGUGAGCUUGGCGUGGAUUGUACCUACCAGCGCGAGACGAAGAGGCGAGGACCGCCCAACAAGCAUGCCGAGGCCGCCAAGGCCGCAAAGCGAGCACGCAUCGAGCCCCUACCCGCCAGUUUUCCCACGCCAUCGCCGCAAAUGGCCACAAAGGGUCUUUUGAACCUUACAGCUGAAGGCGUCCAAGAUGCGGAAAGCAUAGCACCAAUGCCGGUGCUGGAGCUGCUGAUCGACGACUUCUUCACGUACAUACACCCGCUUGCGCCUUUCCCCCACGAGCCGACGUUCCGGCAAUCCUUUGCUAAUCGCGAGGACCGCACACGACCAGAGUUUUUGGGGUUGAUUGCGAGCAUGAUCGGUGGACUAGUCGCGUCUUUCCCUCGCAGCGCCAGAGAGCACCUGAAAGCACAACAUAGCACGCACCUUUUCCCGCGCGCUAUUGUUCUGAUCGAGAAGUGUCGGGAUAUCGCGCUAAAUUCCCGCGGUCCCAGAUUCGCAGCGAAGCAGCCCAAGACGCUCGAUGAUGCGGCGACCAGCUACUUCCUGGGUCUGGCCGCCAGCUACACGCACCAGUGGAACCUGUCUCACUUCUUCAUGUCGGAGACGUUGACGUUAAUACGAGAGUUGGGCUUCAGCCGGCCUAAGAACCCAGGCGAGCUACCAACCUUUGGCAACGAUCAGUACUCGCCCGAUCCGCUGCCCUUUAAUCAUGUCAAGGACCAAGUUGGGAAACGCAUUUUUUGGUGCCUGCUGCUCGGCAACAGGUCAUAUGCGCAGCUGGGCGACAGCCAAAUCGGCACGGUCAUCCCGCCUUCGACACCCAACUUCCCCUACCCAGCGUAUCCCGAGAACAUCGACGACAUGUACAUCCUCGCCAACCAGAUCAACGAUCAAAACGAGGGCAAUGCAUCUUUACUCACAGGGUAUCGGUUUGCCAUUGACAUUUACACGACGAUGAACGGCAUCGUCAGCACUGAGCUUGCCUACGGCAUGAGUGCUUUGCAGUGGUCCGACCAGCGGUCCUCGCUCAGAUCGGCCCUCCUCGCCGUCAAAGGGAUUAUCGACGAUCUCCCACUUGAAUUGCAGCUUGGCAACCACGGCGAGGUGGACCCGAUGGAUGCGUUUGAGGAAACGACCAUGCAGUAUGUGCCGCCUUUGUGGCCUACUGCACAGCCAGCCCACGAUCUGCGGAAUGUGUUCAAGACGCAGCCGCACCGACGGCGUCAACUCCAGUAUGAGAUCCAGAAAGCCAACAUCUUCACGUCUCAGCUGGCAACUCGCUCCUAUUUCGUGGAGCUCUACUUCAAUCUUCGUGAUGUGCAUCUGGCGAACCCGCACAGCAUGAUCCAUCUUACGCCGGAGCAGAAAGUUAUUGAUGACGAGGAAGACAAGGAGACACUCUCUCUGAUGACAUCGGAGCGUGAGCUCAUUGUCGAGAACCUCUUGACGGUUCUUGGAUCCAUUUCCCAGCGCAAUCUCGAACCGAAUGGCGGCUCCAUAAUCAACAAGAUUCGGCAAGUCGCAUCGACGCUCUUGAACGAUGCGCCGGAGCGGAAGGGCCCCUUUGCCAUCAAGUCUGAGGAGGCGCUGUCCCAGCUGAUUGACGUGCUCAUGAAAUUGGAGAAGACAGGUCCCGCUGGCACCACGAGGGCCAGCGAUCCAAUGCAGAUGACAGCGCAGGACGAGGAGGAAGAGCUGCGGCAUUGGGCCGAUCUGAGGGACUAUCAGCUGCGCUUCGCGGCGCAUGGUGGGUUCACGGGGAACAUGUUGGGGCAAUGA